CCCCCGUUUUCUCCCCUCUGCCCCGUGACGUCACGCCCCGUCCCGACAUCACCCUCCCCUGCUCCUCCCGUCCAGUGGCGGCGCUGCCGGAAGGGGCGGGGCGGAGGCGAGCGGCACUUCCGGUGGAGCGGCGAGGGGAGCCAUGAGCUGGAUACCGUUCAAGAUCGGGCAGCCCAAGAAACAGAUUGUACCCAAGACAGUGGAGAGAGACUUUGAACGGGAAUAUGGGAAGCUCCAGCAAUUGGAAGAUCAGACCAAAAAGCUUCAGAAGGAUAUGAAGAAAAGCACAGAUGCAGACUUGGCCAUGUCCAAGUCAGCUGUGAAGAUCUCCUCAGACCUGCUCUCCAACCCCCUGUGUGAGCAGGAGCCCAGCUUCCUGGAGAUGGUCACAGCCUUCGACACGGCGAUGAAGAGGAUGGACUCCUUCAACCAGGAGAAGGUGAAUCAGAUCCAAAAGACAGUCAUAGAGCCUUUGAAAAAGUUCAGCAGCGUGUUCCCCAGCCUGAACAUGGCUGUGAAGCGCCGGGAGCAGACCCUGCAGGACUACAAGCGCCUCCAGUCCAAGGUGGAGAAGUACGAGGAGAAGGAGAGGACUGGACCUGUCCUUGCCAAGCUGCACCAGGCCCGUGAGGAGCUGCGGCCGGUCCGGGAGGACUUUGAAGCCAAGAACAAGCAGCUCCUGGAGGAGAUGCCCAAGUUCUACAGCAGCCGCAUCGAUUACUUCACACCCAGCUUCGAGGCACUGGUCCGGGCUCAGGUUGUCUAUUACACCGAGAUGCACAAGAUCUUUGGGGAGCUGACGGCGCAGAUCGACCGGCCUGGCCUCAGUGAUGAGCAGCGUGAGCGCGACAACGAUGCCAAGCUCAGUGAGCUCAGGGCUCUCUCCAUCGUGGCUGAUGACUGAGCCGGGGCUGGGGCCUUCCCCUGCGCCCCAUAGGGAUGGACUUGGGGGUCGGGGGGGGUUUAACCCCUCUGCCCCCCCCCCCCGUGGCGCUGUCAGGACCUGGGGAUGGGGUGGGGGGCACAGUGGGGCUGCCCCUGCCCUCCUCACCCCGCUGGUAGCAUCCAGCCCUGGAGGGCUUUGCCCCCCAUGGGGGGGUCAGAGGGGAGGGAGGAGCCCCCCCAGCCCCUUCCCCAUGGGGCAGGAGGGUGGGGGAGCUCCUGCCCCCUUUUGUGCCUUAGGGGAGGGGGCGAUGGAAGCUCCGCGCCUCCCAUGCCAAGCACCAAGUGAUGCCGCACUCCAGAGGCCCUGGUUUCAGUGGGAACGGGGCAUAGGACCCCUGCCCCAUAGCUAUGGGGUGCAGGGGGUGCCCGCCGAGGGGUACUGAAGGGGACCUCAGCCCCAGGGAGGAGCAC
Melopsittacus undulatus (budgerigar) is the source of this 1356-nucleotide messenger RNA. It is a transcript of the gene BIN3, whose product is annotated as bridging integrator 3. Lineage: Eukaryota; Metazoa; Chordata; Aves; Psittaciformes; Psittaculidae. Gene Ontology annotation, molecular function: protein binding; lipid binding. Gene Ontology annotation, biological process: actin cortical patch localization; endocytosis; plasma membrane tubulation. Gene Ontology annotation, cellular component: actin cortical patch; cytoplasm. The coding region runs from base 143 to 904 and encodes 253 amino acids. The record is from RefSeq and is a predicted model, not a curated record. The transcript has 9 exons.